ACAGGCUUGCGCUGAGCUGCAGUUUAGAUAUCGGCAACGGCUUGUGUGGUUGCCGUGGUGGCUGCCUGCCUCGCUAAGAGGAUUGGGAAACUAUCAAUUUCUGUCGUGUUUGCUGCCGCCUUAUCGGUGUUUUGUCCCAGCUGUAGGCCUACAUCGCUGCAGCCUCCCUCUUCUGUAACUGACACUGAAAACCCGCAGAGGAGAGGGCAGAAAGAGCCAUAAAGAUGAGCACCGGAGCGGGCAUCGACUACAGCGUCUGGGAUCACGUCUACGUGUCCGACGAUGAAGAUGUGACCAAUCCGUAUGUCGACACGCCGAGCUUGUUCAGAAUGAGACACCGGGUCAGCAGUGAAACUUGUAGUAGCUGUGACGUUUGGAUUCGUAUACCUGAACCGGCUGGAGAGAAUGGCUGAGUUUCAGCAGAGAGGGGAAGAUCUGGAGAAUAACUUAUUAGAAUGCAAGAAGCUUUUGGAGGAAGCCCAGGGACGACUUAAAGAACUGGAAGAAGGAAGGAACGAAGGAGAGGAGGAUGAGGAGAGAGAGGCUGAGAUCAAGAAAGUCCAGGGCGAGGUCAGAAAACUGAAGAAGGAUGAAAAGUCUUUUGAGAAAAGGAUCGAAGAAUACCGGCGAGAGGAAAAGAAGCUGCCCUGGGAUGUUGACACUAUCAGCAAAGAAGGUUUCAGCAAGAGUAUACUCAACAUCAAGCCUGUAACUAAGGAGGAAACAGAGGAGGAAAAGGUGGAGAAGCACAAGACCUUUGCUGAGAAGUAUAAAAAAGAAAUCAGACACUUUGGUAUGUUGCGGCGCUGGGAUGACAGUCAGAAGUAUCUGUCAGACAACCCACAUCUGGUCUGUGAAGAGACGGCGAAUUGCCUUGUUGUCAUCUGUAUUGACUUUGAGAUAGAUGAGAAACAUGCACUAAUGGAGCAGGUGGCCCACCAGGCCAUCGUCCUGCAGUUCAUCCUGGAUUUGGCUCGGACUCUUAAGGUCGACGCAAGAGGAUGCUUCAGACAAUUCUUUUCAAAGAUCCAGACUGCAGACAAGCCGUACCUAGACGAGUUUGACCGUGAGCUGGAGCGGCUGAAGGAGCGGAUCCGCAGCUGUGCGCAGAUGCGUAUGGCGAGCGCUGUGGAGGAGCUAGAGGAAGAAGAGAGGCAGAAGAGACUGGGCCCAGGUGGUUUAGACCCUGUAGAGGUCUAUGAAUCACUGCCAAAGAGAAGUCAAUACACAGCUGAGCAGAAUGGACUCCAGCAGUCAGGCAUGAGCUCUCUGUGUGCAAGAACAUGCAGAAGAGCUUUGAUGAGAAGAACAUUCAGAUGCUGCAGGAAGCUAUCCGCAAACUGGACCUGGAGGAAGGAAAAUACCACCUCAGGAGAUGUAUUGCCUCUGGACUGUGGGUCCCUGAAUCAGGAGAGAGUGACGAUGAAAAGGAGGACUAUGAAGAAGAUGAGGAAGAAGAUUAGAAUAAGAGAACGGAGAACAUUCCGAUGUUUAACAAUGAAGUUUGUGCAACAGUGUGCAAGUAAUGUUAUACUGUACAUAUCAAACAUGAUGUACAAGUACAUUCUUCUUGGAAUUUUCUUUUUUAGCAUGCCAUUACAGGUACCUGCCAUUUACAGACUAAACAAUCUGCCUGCAUCUGUUGCCCGGUCAACAGCGCCAUCUUAAGUCUGUUUGGGGACAUACAGCCCAUAAACUACAUCUAGAAGCCUGUAUCUAAAGGAUUAUUAGGGACACCUGUAAGAUUUCUCGUUAAUGCAAUUAUCUAAUCAACCAAUCACAUGGCAGCUGCUUUAAUGCAUUUAGGGGUGUCGUCCAGGUCUAGGCAAUCUCCUGAUCUCCGAACUGAAUGUCAGAAUUGGAACGAAAGGUGAUCUAAGCAACUUUGAGUGUGGCCUGGUAGUUGGGUAUUUCAGUAUUUCACAAUCUGCUCAGUGACUGGGAUUUAAUUAGAAUUACAGAGCCCAACCUAGCUUUGCAAAGUAGCAUAUUAACUUGCAACUAAUAAUAAUUUUCAUCAUUGAUUAAUCUGCCACUUAUUUUCUUGAUUGAUUAGGAAACUAGUCUUGCAAAUGUUAAAAUAAAUAAAACAGAGAAAAACAGCAAAUUGUUUGAAAUAGAGAAUAUUUGACAUUUCUGCAUGAAAAAUGACAAUUUAAUCGAAUAUUAUAGUACAAUUGUUGCAGAUAAAUCUUCUGUCGGUCCGACUAAUCAGUUAGUGGAGGAAUCAUCUCAACUCUGAAAUUGAUGAGUCCGUCCAACUGAGUGCAAGUCCAAGUAGUUUAGUUUGUAUCUAUGUUAUCGUUGCUGCUUUGUAAUGUAAGAGUUGUUAAAAUAUGUCGUAGUUUUAGUGUGUACUUGUCAAGGUUUUUUACAAGCAAUAUGUUUUAUUUAGUAUUUAUGUUUGAAGCAGAGAAUACAUCAGCAGUUUA
This is a messenger RNA of Perca flavescens (yellow perch), 2432 nucleotides long. It is a transcript of the gene cdc37, whose product is annotated as cell division cycle 37 homolog (S. cerevisiae). Lineage: Eukaryota; Metazoa; Chordata; Actinopteri; Perciformes; Percidae. The transcript has 9 exons. Gene Ontology annotation, cellular component: cytoplasm. The record is from RefSeq and is a predicted model, not a curated record. Gene Ontology annotation, biological process: protein folding; protein stabilization. Gene Ontology annotation, molecular function: protein-folding chaperone binding; heat shock protein binding; protein kinase binding. Bases 406 to 1668 code for a protein of 420 amino acids.